UUUAUGACAAAAGUAUCGAUGCCAAAUGCGACCGUUUGAUAAACGUUCGGCCGUUCGCAACCUGCGUUAAUAUGACUCUAACAGAUAUUUUAGAUUCAUACCGCGAUGUUAAAGCUGUCAAGGUACAAUAUAACAUAGAAGAUCUACAAUCUCAAACUGGUAAAUUCACGAUACUGGACGCGUUGAAUUUUCUAUUCCAACACUAUAUUACCCAAGAUAGCGAAUCGGACGUCGAAGAACUUCGACUUGAUACAGAUCCAAACCACGCAAUACGCCUCGUGAACCAAUGUGGAGCCGCCAACUCGAAUCCGCUACUUGCACGAAAUUUCCAUAAAGGAAUUGAUUACGCACUACCACCGUCCGUACUGCGAUCCUUGAUAGCUUCUACGACAAAAGCUCUCCGAAAAUAAUGGAAUCAAGUAAUUGGUGUCUUACGGUCUACGACCCAUCAGGCCCUCACCCUUGUCCAAUAUUCAGAAGCACAUAUCAGUCGGCUGGCGUUGACAUCGGGGCAUGCGUGACCAUCAAUUGUGGAAAGGACAGAGUUCAUCUCGUACCGACCAACCUGAAAAUAAUAGGACUCGAUAAAAAUCAAGCUGCCAUGAUUUUUCCCAAAAGUUCCGGUGUAGACGAAUUCGAUAUUAUAACCGGCGUUAUAGAUGCAGACUACGAUGGUGCCAUCUCAAUACGGAUACGAGCCUACAAAGACGUGACGAUCAAAGCCGGAAUCCCCAUUGCCCAAAUUGUCGUCCUCAACUACGAUAACCCCUACGUGGGACUUUUGAAGAGAGGAAAGCGUGGAUUGGGACAAGCAACAGCAAAUGUUCUCGCUAGCGGAAUACAAUAAUGUAUAAAAUAUACCAACCAUCUAUUUUAUGAAGAACACACAAAGAUGUGGCCGUGUGACAAAUUUUUGUUUUGGGCCUUUGCCUUCUAUCUCUUGAUUUCAACCUCCGUUACAAUUACAUCGAUGGUGUUGCAAGAUCAAGAUUUUGUUAGAAUAAUGGUAAUUGUCAGCGGUGUGACCAUCAACUUGGGAACACUUAUCCAGGUGGUAACAAUGUGGCUCAAAAGAGACAUCAACCUGUCACAUCUUUAUAUUACGGGCUUGGUUAUCGGAUGUUGUCAACUUCUCUCUCUUCAAGUCUUUAUUCUGGUAAAUUCUCCUGAUGGAGACACAAUGACCAGCACCGUAAUUUCCACAGCGUGUAGUCUUGCGUGCGCAGCAUUGCUGUUAUUGACGUUAACAUGUCAAAGACGAAAGGGAAGAAAAGAAAAAUGUCUCAUUUUCGUGGAGGGAACGAGUGGUAUAGGCAAGACGACGGUAUCCGAUGCCAGCAUAGACUUCACCAGAAUGUGUCAAAUAUUCCCCGCGUAUAAAGACAAGGAAUCCAGUACGGCGUUUGCCAGCGCAUAUACUCUAGAUACGAUGCUACUACUAAUCGAAUACGCCGUUAAAUUAGGCAAAAGAUCACAUCAUGUUGUCAUGGACAGAAGUCCGCUGUCUCAAAUCUUGUACGGGCUAUUAUUUUCUUGUGAUGGUGGAAAUGCGAGCCCCGGAAAAUUCAUGGCUGACUUCACCGAAAAAUUCGAUGUACUCGCACCUCGUCUGAUAAAGGUCUACAAAAAUAUGAUAAGCUCAUUCAAUGAACUAGGAUACGACUCUGUCCGCAUCGUGUGGGCAAUUGCUGCUGAUGUUGAAAACACGGUGCGCGUGUUAACCAAGCGCAACGGAUUUGAAGUAGGUCUGAACUGCCGCAACUAUGUAAUUAAUCAGAAUUACGCUUUUAAGAAAAUGGCACAUCUCUUAGAUAAUGAGUUACUUCAAUGCCACACGUUUAUAACAAGACGUCAACUAUUUAGACGCGAACUUUUAAGUGAUAUAUUAAAUGGUGAUGUAUUUUGAAGAUCAAAGAUGGAUACAGUUUUUCUCUCAACUCGUGAGUUUGAAGAUCAAAGAUGGCUACAGUUUUCUCUAAUUUUU
Bacillus rossius redtenbacheri is the source of this 1984-nucleotide messenger RNA. RefSeq lists its product as uncharacterized. The record is from RefSeq and is a predicted model, not a curated record. The transcript is spliced from 2 exons. Lineage: Eukaryota; Metazoa; Arthropoda; Insecta; Phasmatodea; Bacillidae. The annotation marks the transcript as partial.